AUGGCGAGCCUUUUAAAUGCAAUGAGCAUGCAUCUUGCUCUCGAGAGAAGCCCCUUGAUCAAGUUCCGGCUUCACAUCAUCAUCGGCGCUCUAUUAUCCAUUAUUUUCAUCCUUCUCAUUGCACGCGUGGCAGACAAGGGCACUCCGAAGACGAGACUUAACAUAUGGGGCAUUAUCGUUUGUGUCAAGUCCGGCGUUUUCAUGGCCUAUCAAAUCAUGACUAGCCACAUGGAUCGCCUGAAACGAUGGGGAAGCACAAAGGCUUAUAUGAUCCUCAACAUCAUAGAUACUGUAUUCUGGUUUGCAUUAUUUGUUCUUACUAUCAUGGGAACUCAAGGAUCAACAACCGAGAGUAGCCGAGCCCUUGGUGUUAUGAGCUUUGUUUGUAUUCGUGAUCGGCGAUUCUAUAAAGCGCAUGGUUACCUUCCUGGGCCUACCAUGGGAAAGCCUUCUCCUCUUCAAUCGGACUAUUGA
This is a messenger RNA of Penicillium nucicola, 474 nucleotides long. RefSeq lists its product as uncharacterized. Bases 1 to 474 code for a protein of 157 amino acids. The record is from RefSeq and is a predicted model, not a curated record. The transcript is spliced from 3 exons. NCBI's taxonomy places the organism in Eukaryota, Fungi, Ascomycota, Eurotiomycetes, Eurotiales, Aspergillaceae.